Impatiens glandulifera is the source of this 984-nucleotide messenger RNA. Its product is annotated as elongation of fatty acids protein 3-like. The transcript has a single exon. Gene Ontology annotation, biological process: sphingolipid biosynthetic process; fatty acid elongation, monounsaturated fatty acid; fatty acid elongation, polyunsaturated fatty acid. Bases 93 to 902 code for a protein of 269 amino acids. Gene Ontology annotation, cellular component: endoplasmic reticulum membrane. Gene Ontology annotation, molecular function: fatty acid elongase activity. The record is from RefSeq and is a predicted model, not a curated record. Lineage: Eukaryota; Viridiplantae; Streptophyta; Magnoliopsida; Ericales; Balsaminaceae.
AAACCCUUUUCAUCAUCAUUCUCUCUCUCUCUCUCUUUCUUCUUCUUCAUUUUCAUUAUCAAGCUUCUCCGGCGAUCUCAUCUCCGGCCGCCAUGGAAGCUCUGUACACAAACCUCCACUAUCUCCUCGUCGACAAUCCAACAAUAAGUCAAUUCGAAUGGAAAACCGGCGAAACCUUCGCUUCCUCUCUCCAAUUCCUAAACCUAACCGUCAUCUUCUACCUCUCACUCACCUUCUUCCUCCGCCGUCUCUCUCUCCCUCCAAUCAAAUCCUCCAUCCUCCGCCCAAUCUCCGCCGUCCAUAACCUAAUCCUCUUACUCCUAUCCCUAACAAUGGCAAUCGGCGUCAUUCUAUCAGUCCUCUCUCAAAUGCCAAACCCUAAAUGGAUCGUUUGCUUUCCAAUUUCUCAAACUCCUAAAGGACCUGUAUUCUUCUGGGCCUACAUAUUCUACUUAUCAAAAAUCCUUGAAUUCGUGGAUACUGUUCUGAUCAUCCUCGCCGGAAGUAAUCGACGGCUAUCGUUCCUUCACGUUUAUCAUCACACGGUGGUGGUCAUAAUGUGUUAUCAAUGGCUUUCGAAAUCGCAAUCGCUGUUUCCGAUCGGAUUAGCGACGAAUUCAUUAGUUCAUGUGUUGAUGUACGGUUAUUACUUUGCUUGCGCGAUUGGGAAGAAACCGAGAUGGAAGAAGGUGGUUACGAAUUGUCAGAUCGUUCAGUUUUUAUUUGGGUUUGUGAUAUCGACGGUCAUGAUUUAUUAUCAUUUUAAAGGGCCAGGAUGUUCUGGGAUUUGGGAGUGGUGUUUCAGUGCAACGUUUAAUGCUACACUACUUGCUUUGUUCGUUGAUUUUCAUUCUAAGAAUUAUAAGCCACCGUCGAUGAUGAAGAUAAACGGUCAUGAUUGAUUCUUACAUUUCUGUUAUUGUCUUUUUAAUUCUGUAAUUUUUUUUUUUUGCUUUCUUUUCAACGAUGAGUACUUGUUUUUGA